This is a messenger RNA of Cyanistes caeruleus (blue tit), 4822 nucleotides long. Lineage: Eukaryota; Metazoa; Chordata; Aves; Passeriformes; Paridae. The record is from RefSeq and is a predicted model, not a curated record.
UGGUGGACGUGGGUGUUUCUUCCAGAAAAACUCUGGGAUUUGGGGUAAAAUGCUGGGUGCGUUUGCUGGGGUGGCAGGGACGGGGUUCGUGCGCUGUGUGCAUGGAGGGGGGAAGGCUCAGGGCUCUCGGCACAUCCUUGGCACCCCUGCGUGCACUGGGAUGCCGCCGUGGCUGCCCGUGCCAAUAUCCCCUCUCCCCCGGGCAGGCUGCAGUUUCCACUCGCCAUCCGUGGGGCUGGGGGCCGCUGGCAGGCCCGUGCUGGGGCUGGGGAGGGGACCCAGCCGCUGUGCCAGCAGGACACAGGCGGUGGCACACGCCCUGUGCUGCCCCACUGCCAGCCUCGAGUGCCGGCUGAAGGAGCGCAGGGCCCCGGAAAACGAGGACAAGGUGACGGUGUCCUGUGACGAUGGCUGGACGCUGACGGGCUGUAACGCCGUUCCCCAGAGCUCCAUGGGAGCCUAUGCCGUGGACAAUUCCUGCCUGGCACCCGCUGGCCCUGGCAGCAGCUGGGCCAUGGCCAUGGCCAUUUGCUGCCGGCGCCGGCAGUAGGGCCAGGCUGAGCUGGAGGCUCCUGUGGCACAGCGGGGAUGGAGGCUUGGCUGGAACGGUGUCACCCUGUCCCUUUCCAGGGCUUCCAGAACAAUCCACGCUCUUGACAUGCAGCUGAGGACCUCCACGCUUGGGCUGCCGUGCUGGUGGGGGAUGAAUGUCCCUCUGCCUCACACGCAGUGGGGUCAGGAUGCAGGACCAGCAUCCAGAGCGGCCCUGCAAGAGCUCUCCAAGCAUCCCCCAUGCACCAGAGCCAUCCCAGAGCCCUCUCCCUGCCCUGCACCGAGUUUUCCUAUAAACACCCUGACAGAACAAGCCAUGGUGUUGUCACCCAAAACAAAAUCUACCACCUCUUUAAAGAAAAAAGGAUUGUGAGGCUCACUCCUUCCUUUCCUGGUUAGCUGCUCAUUAGUUGUCAGCUAAUGCUGCUUAGCACCUGAAAAAUCUUAGUUUAGCCAUUUUUGGGCAGUUUUAUAAUUGCCUACUCGUAUUCCUAGGAGACUUCUUUACUUCUGAGUCAAGUGCAAGGGCUGUAGUUUAAACAGCCUGCUUGGUUAAUUAGAUUUUUUAUCUGCAUUGCUAUAGUCAGCUACUGCUUCAUUAGUGCUUUUUUUGUUAAGUCAAAGUUAAUGAUCUGCUGGUGUUAUGUGUCAACAGUUUCAGGUCUUCCCAAGACACAUAGAACUGUAGGAGGCUGCAAUUCCUUAAAACAAAAAUAGGAUGAAGGAAAAGCUUUCAUAGCACCUUAGUUUUUACAUUUGUACCUUAAAUAUUUAUUUGGAGUUUUAUAAAUGAACAUUUUAUAAAUGUCUUUUUAAAAUAAAACUUGCAGACCUGUGCUCUUGUGGUCCAUGCUCUGGCUUCAUAGACAUCCCUCUGGGGAACUGGUCUGGAAGAGGGAAGGGGGAUCCAGCAGGGAUUCUGCUCACCCCAAGAGCAGCCCCAGCCCCCAGUGGGAUCUGGGAUCCCAGGUGCUCCUGGAUGACAGCUGGCACUGUUGGAAGCUGGCACAGCCAGCACAGGGCCCUUGCCCACAGCUGGGUUGUGCUCUGUGGACUGUGUUAUCCACACAAACACAAGACCAAAAGUUUGUUUUAACAACAGAGGUGCAGGGCAAGAGCUUCCAGUUAUGGAAACAAACAUCACCCAGCUUUGGGAAUGUGCCCUUGAACUUGCAUUGUUCCUCCACUUGGGAAGGGCUGGAGCCCCAGGAAGGAGACAAAGCUUGGCUCAGAGAGAUGCCAACAGCAGGGAAAGGCUGAGAGCACUGAGAUGCACCAGAAGCCACCAAAGCUGGGUCUCACUUUCCUCUCAGCCUUUAGCAGCCUCCUGCUACUGCGAUAUAUCAUUUUUGUGGUGUUAUCUGAGGACAGAAGAAAAAAAAGAUGCAGUUUGAUACCACAAGCUCCAUGUUAACCUGUCAGACUUGGCUGGGUUGGGUGUUUUUCCUAAUACAAAAGCCCCCUGCAGUUCUGUUACUCUGGCUUUAAUUGGCAAGGGAAGACAAAUCCAGCACAAAACAUCACUUUGAAAGGUUGAAACUAAUUCCAACUUGUUAAAUAAAGCUGGCAAAAGCCCAACCCUAAUCUAAACAUGUAAUUAUAUAACAUGGACAUAAUUACAGCCCAUAAUUUGAUCAGCUGGAACCUGAAUUUUGCACAAAGAGGCAGAAAAGAAAAAAGGAUGUCAGCCUGAGAGCUCCUGGACAGCUCUGACUGACUGAGGGUGAUUUUUCAGCAGACUCCUUGGGCUGUCACCUCUGAAAACACACAUCAGGAUUUCAGCUCUGCUGCCUUCCCUGGGAGAGGGGAGGAUCCAGCACAAGGUGUGAGCAUGUUCCACGCCUGAUAAGCCAGACAGAGCUUCCCCAGCUCAAUUCAAGCCUUCAUAAUCCUGGUGGAAGGAAACAAUAUUAAAAGAUUAGCCCUUACUUUGUGCCUCGUACGUGGGUAGGUGGAAAAGCCUCUCACAUUCAGGAGAGCAGGGCUGAUCCCAAGGAUGCUCAUCCCAGUGCUGGCAGCAAUUUGCAACGCCCAGUCUGUGCUCCCAGGACCACCAGUGGAGAGCAGAGGCUGGAUCAGGCUGGAAAAGUGAAAGUCCUUGUCCUUAGAGCAGGUGACAAAGGCAGAGUGGGGAUGGCAGCUCUGGCUGUAGCACCUGGUUCCCAAAUAAGUGAGUAAUGGAACAGCAGCUCCGUGUGCACCUCUCUGCCCCUUGCCCCCGUGGGAGGCAGGAUGAAUUCACGCCCAGCUCGCCCACAAAUCUUGGAUCUGACACACAAAAUCCGCUCUAAUCUGCCACUGUGAGUGUGGCCAGGGUAAAUCACUCUGCUGAGGCCAGGAGAGGCUGCACAGAGCUACAGGUGUGACAGUGCCCCAGCACAUGCCGUGGCAUGAGGACAAACAGCAGCUCCAGGGCCACUCAGCUGCUUCCACUGACUCUGGGCAGGAGCCAGAACAGCAAUCAGGGCACCCCUGGGGAGCUCAGCAUCUGCAGGGCUGGCCCAAGGAGGUUCAGGAUAAGAGGAUCAACAAGACAAGAGCGUAGCAGCGUGUGCACAGUCUAAAGAUUACACUAGUUUUCUGUGAAAGGAAUAACUUUAUUCCAUUGACCAGGAAUCCCAAGACUGUUCAUCAAGACUGCCUAUUUUUCCAGUGCCAAAUGUCUACUCAUUAAUCGGACAAUAUCUCCCCGAGUGCUCACAGGCAGGCUGUGGCUGCUCCUCACUGAACAUUUUGUAAGCUGUAUAAAAACAUUUUCAUCCAAAAAGAUUGGCAGUAAAAAUUACAACAUAUAAAUGCAUCACAAUUUACACAAAAACUAAUUGUUGAACUCUAUUUUCCAAAAAAUAAUCUUCAGCAGGUUCAAAUGACAGCAGCUGGAAACAAAAAUAAGUGACCAAGUAUCAUCUUAUUGCAAAUUAUAACCACUGACUUUGUACAAGCGUGAGCAGAACGGUGAAAAAGUUUGUAUUGGUUUCAAGUAUACACAGUGGUGAUGAGCCAUCCUGAUGCAAUUCCCACCAAUGCUUCCCUGGGCCUGCGGCUAUCCAGGAUGUUGUUUCCAUAGGAAAUCACAGGAACCUGAAGUGACAAGUGGUGCCAACCCAUAGGAACAUGACCAGCUUCUCCCACCACAUCACCGCUGUGUACUGACUCCUUGGGAAGAUUCAUGAGCCAUUCCCAAAGCAUUUGGGGGGGUGGGGGAAGGAAGGAAAGGGGGUGUCCGUAAGAAAUGAUUGGUUGGAAAUUAAUUUAAAAGGUGUCACAUUUCAAAUGUCCCGGCACAUCAUCAGAAACAUUUAUAAAAUGCUAUCUCUGCCACGUCUCUGUGAAGAUGUUGUCUGGAAAAGGAAAGGGAGAGGCUCACUAGGGUGCCCCCCUGCCCCUGCACUCCGUGACGCCGGCUCUCCUACCCCACAAUAGGUUAGGAAGCUGUUCAGCUGACAUCACAUCCCGUGCUUACUUCCAACAGUGAAAUGACUGGUUACUUUCAAUAUUAGUGCACAACAGUGAAAAGCUGUCUGCUGCUCCGUGUUUUGGCAGCAGCGUGUGAAAAGAAACAAAAAAAGGCACUUUUUGGCUGGUUGUGCCUUUAACUUGGCAAAUUUGUCUAUUCUGGAGGUACCCAGGCACUCCUUAAGAUGUCCCCCGUUUCUGUGCAUGUUUGUUUUUAUAAUUUUUUUAAAGUAAGGCAGAAUCCAUAAAUAAAGGCAAAAAGCAGUGCAGAAAAUGUGACAAACACAAAAUGUACAAAAGAUGAAGUUAGUUGGCACAAAAGAAGCUUGAAUCCAGAGCCAGAAAUCACUGAACUGCACUUGACAUAGAAAAUAAAACUGUGCUCAAAUCAUCCCAACUGGUUUCCAGUUAUUUGUGAGCAAAUUAAAAGAGCUGUGAUAUUUUAAACGUUGCCUGGUCAAGUGAAAAUACAAACAAAGCCAAUUCUUUCUUUCCCCGUGUUAAAAUUGCUAUAAAAUCUGCACAACAGUGUUCCCAGCUCACUCAAGGAAUUAUUCAUCAUAUACAACCAAUACCAACUUUCUCAGUAAUUUCAAAGCAUAAGCAAGUGAUUGCAGAUCCAUGACUGAGACUACAUUUUAUUCAAUAUGUCUCCAAAGGUUAAAAAUAUUCAAUGAGUAAAACUGCAACAGAAUUCCUUCUUAAAGUGCUUUUUUCUUUUAAACUACUCAUUAACUUUUUUAUUUUUUUUUUUUUUAAAUUCAUCAACAUCCUUGACUAAUAAAUGCUUGCAUACCCAGAGAACAAAGCUUUU